This is a messenger RNA of Culex pipiens pallens (northern house mosquito), 2000 nucleotides long. RefSeq names its product general odorant-binding protein 28a-like. The transcript is spliced from 2 exons. NCBI's taxonomy places the organism in Eukaryota, Metazoa, Arthropoda, Insecta, Diptera, Culicidae. Gene Ontology annotation, molecular function: odorant binding. The record is from RefSeq and is a predicted model, not a curated record. Bases 1520 to 1951 code for a protein of 143 amino acids.
UUUAUUUCCCAAUAAAUGUUGUUGCAGCAAUUCGGAAUUUACGGAAAUUCGUAUGGUAUACUUGUCCACCUGCACAAAGUUUUUAAAAGCUCUUAACAAAAAAUACCUAACGAUAAAACAUAUUCUUUAAUAGGUGAAGUCAUUGGCCAUUAAAAUCGAACUAUAAGACAUAUUUUGUGCUUUUCAAAUGUUUUUAUAUUGUGUCUCGUUGCGUUAACGUCGUUAUGACGGUUAUAUGGUAGUAGAAUCAACUAAUUGAAUUGCUAGCAACAAUUGGGUACUAAAGCCCUAUGCCAAUUUUUAUGUACAACGGUAAAAAACACGAUUAAAAACCAUUUCUGAUCACUUUUUUUCAAUUUAAUGCAAAAAAAAAUAUUGACAAGACAACAUUUUUUCGAUGGACCAACUAUGGUCCCCUUGGAACGAGCUGUCAAGUAGGAGCCUUUCUGUCAAGAAGGAUCGCGAGGUUAAUUUUUCAAAAUUGAUUUAAAAAUCCAUUUUAAACUCUUUGUGGUCGUAUAAAGGGUCAUUGUACUCAGAAAAAUAAGCUUUAUCGCUGUGAACAAUAAUAUCAGCAAUCUAAGCUUCAUUUUAGGACCCAAUUCCUGAUACUGGAAAUAUCAAAAUUGUAUGAAUAACGGCGAUUGUUUUUCUUGCCUCAUAAGGUCGUCUUGUUCCACAUUCCCUUAGAACAUCCUAAAACUAAAUAAAUAAAUACACUCAACCCCCGGUGGUUGGUCACUUUUUCGUUUGACACUUUUUUAGUUUGUACCCCGUUGGUUGGUCAAAGUCAAACUAAAAAGUGACGAACUGUCACUUUUUACACGGCGCUCACACACACUAUCAAAACAAACGUUUGGUAGUGGGUGUGAACUCCGUGUGAAAGGAGUGUCAAACUAAAAAGUUACCCCGUUCGUUUGACAACAGUUGGUGUCAAACCAUCGGGGUUUGAGUGUAAAUGAAACAGCUACCUGCCUAGACUUUUGAAUGAAUUAGGUGAAAAGAAAAGUGGUAAGUGAAAUUUUGGGGUGAUCAGAUUUUGAGAGUUUUAGUUAAAUGUAUUUUAAAUUUUCAUAUCACAACAAACUGUGACCUGAAUCCCUUUUCAUAUCACAUUCAUGUCGAGAUCGAUUUUUAACUAAAUGCUACUGUACUUUGCAAUAUGUCGACCCUGGCCUUAUUUAGAGGUUAGGUUGUUGGGUCAAUCCAGGUGUGGGAGUCGUCUAGCAUCUUUUGGGCACCCCUGGUAUGGAUGUUAAUGUUCUUAAGAUGAAAAGAGGCAAUGAAGGUUGUAUAAUAAAGAUACAUAAUUACAAUAAUUUGACCAAGAUGUCACUGGAGCGGAAAUUCUUUGCAUUUACAAGAUUGAACACUUAGAACCACUUUAUGUGCCUCAAAAGAACUGCGAAUCGCUGGGGUGCGUUUGAACAAAAGUUUAUAAAUACACAACGAGGAACCGCGAGGGCAACCAUUCGGCAGUGUAUUGUUUUGCGUGUCAGACGGUGCGAAAAAAGAUAAGAUGAAUCGUUUGCAAUUAGCGGUCGCUCUGGUGAUUUUCCUAGCAGCUCACGCUUUUGCGCAGACAGACGAGGAGGUGCUUGAAAUACGACGAAAUUUGGCGCAAAGUUGCAAGGAGCGGGAAGGUGCCUCCGAUGGGGACGUUGAGGGACUGAUAACGGCGGUCGAGCCCGUAACGAGGGUUCAGAAGUGUUUGCAGUCGUGUGUUCAGCAGCAGCACGGCGUUUCGGACGGGAGACGAUUCCUGAAGGAAGGCUAUCUGGCACUUAUGCGGGUGGUCGUUGGAACGGACCAGCUGAGACAGCGCAUCGUCGAGGAAGCUGCAGACGAGUGCAUUGGGGUAGAGAACGAGGAUCGCUGCCAGUUGGCGAUCGAUAUCAUGACCUGCGUCAAACAGGCACUGCAGAAGAGAGGGUUGCGGUCGAAGAAUUGAGCGGAAAAUAAAUGUUAAGUUGACCUUGCAAAACUGCAGCACUUUUAUU